UCCUCUUAUGAUCAUCUCUCUAGCUCCUUGCUUGGAUCCUUGUUGAAUUAUUCAAACAAACAAAAAACCCUAGUCCCAAAUUCUCAAUAAUCUUUGUAAAAUUAGCUAUAGACUUCAAGAAUUUUUUAUUUUUUUUUCACUAGAAAUUAAAACCCUAUCUUUGAGUUAUUUCUAACAUGUCAAACCCAUGGUGGACAGGCCAAGUAGGUUUACAAGGAGUUGAAACAUCAUCAUCCGCGGGUUCGCCUUCUCUCAAGAAGCCAGAUCUAGGCGUAUCAAUGAACGAUAAUAGUGGUGGUAGUGGUAGUCAUGAUGAAGAUAGGGACCAUAGCGACGACCCUAAAGAGGGUGCAGUCGAAGUAGCCACUCGUCGACCUAGAGGUCGACCAGCUGGCUCAAAGAACAAACCUAAACCACCAAUAUUUGUUACAAGGGAUAGCCCUAACGCACUUAGAAGCCACGUAAUGGAAGUUGCUAAUGGAGCUGAUGUGGCAGAAAGUAUAGCUCAAUUUGCUAGGAAAAGACAAAGAGGUGUUUGUGUUUUGAGUGCUACUGGAACUGUUACUAAUGUAACCCUAAGACAACCAUCUGCUCCUGGAGCUGUCAUGGCAUUACACGGCCGGUUCGAGAUCUUAUCGUUGACCGGAGCUUUCUUACCUGGACCCGCCCCUCCUGGAUCAACAGGGUUGACUAUAUACCUAGCAGGAGGACAAGGACAAGUUGUGGGAGGAAGUGUAGUAGGGUCUUUAGUGGCUUCCGGACCAGUUAUGGUAAUUGCAUCAACUUUUUCUAAUGCAACAUAUGAGAGGCUACCUUUGGAGGAGGAGGAAGAAGGCGGUGGAACGGCAGCACAAGGACAACUUGGUGGUGGUGGAUCGCCACCGGGAAUGGGAGGAAGUGGUGGUGGUGGUGGAGGACAACAACAACAAGGAGGUGGUGGUAUGGGUGAUAUUCCAUCAUCAAAUAUGCCAGUAUAUAAUUUGCCACCAAAUUUGCUACCAAAUGGUGGACAAAUGAACCAUGAAGCAUUUGGUUGGCCACAUGGACGCCCUCCUUUUUAAUUUAGAGGUAAUUUAAUUAUGACAAAAAUAAUAAUAAUAAUUCAA
This is a messenger RNA of Solanum verrucosum, 1106 nucleotides long. RefSeq names its product AT-hook motif nuclear-localized protein 20-like. The transcript has 2 exons. NCBI's taxonomy places the organism in Eukaryota, Viridiplantae, Streptophyta, Magnoliopsida, Solanales, Solanaceae. Gene Ontology annotation, molecular function: minor groove of adenine-thymine-rich DNA binding; DNA-binding transcription factor activity. The record is from RefSeq and is a predicted model, not a curated record. Bases 177 to 1061 code for a protein of 294 amino acids. Gene Ontology annotation, cellular component: nucleus.